GAUCGCAGAUACCUUAUAAACCUUCUUCUCUGAGCGUUUGCUGCUGAACUCUUCAUUUGCUGCGUCUCUGUUUGUUCCGCUCGGUGCUUGGAGCCAUGGCCACAUCAGUGAAACUCAACACCGGAGCUCAAAUGCCCAUUUUGGGACUAGGAACGUGGAAGUCUCCCCCAGGAAAGGUGACAGAGGCAGUGAAAGUCGCCAUCGCCGCUGGAUACAGACACAUCGAUGGUGCGUUCAUUUACGAGAACGAGAAGGAGGUGGGAGAGGGAAUCCACGCCAUGAUCAAGGAUGGUGUGGUCAAGAGAGAGGAUCUUUUCAUUGUCAGCAAGCUGUGGAGUACAUUCCAUGAGAAGCCACGUGUGCGACAAGGCUGUGACAAGACUCUUAGUGACCUAAAACUGGAUUACCUUGACCUCUAUUUAAUUCACUGGCCACUGGGAUUCAAGUCUGGUGAUGUUAACUUCCCAUUAGAUGAAGCCGGCCUGGUCAUUCCUGAUAACUCCAACUUCUUAGAAACCUGGGAGGCUAUGGAGGAGCUUGUUGAUGCUGGGUUGGUCAAAGCUAUAGGAAUCUCUAACUUCAACAAGGAUCAAAUUGAAGCCAUUUUGAACAAACCAGGACUCAAGUACAAGCCUGCAAACAACCAGGUGGAAUGUCAUCCGUACUUGAAUCAACAGAAGCUGAUUGACUACUGCCACUCAAAGGGCAUCUCUGUGACGGCCUACAGCCCCCUGGGCUCCCCCGACAGACCCUGGGCUAAGCCAGAGGACCCCUCUCUACUGGAGGACCCUAACAUUAAAGCCAUCGCAGAGAAGCACAAGAAAACAUCGGCUCAGGUCCUGAUCCGCUUCCACAUCCAGAGAAAUGUCAUUGUUAUUCCGAAGUCAAUCACUCCUCAGAGGAUCCAGGAGAAUUUUCAAGUGUUUGACUUUGAACUGAGUGAGGAAGAAAUGAAGACCAUCCUGGGAUUUAACCGCAACUGGAGAGUGUGUGGGAUGCAAUGGGGCAUAAAACACAAGGAUUUUCCAUUUAAUGCUGAAUUCUGAAACACCACCUGUUGGCUGUUACAUUUCAAGAUGCUUUUUUUAGUUUUACUGUUAAGACUACGUUAUUAAGUUCACUCCUGCAGAAGAAAAAAAAAGAAAAACUGAAAUUGUUGUUUUAAUAUUUGUUAUCAAAAACUUUUAAGGUAUUUUUUAUCUAUGUUUAUUUGAAAUGUGUGAAAUCUGCAUUCAUCUGCAUUUACAAAAGUUUACUGAAAAGAAAUUGUCUGUUUAUUUGGAAAACAAAAUAUAUAUAAAUAUAUAUAGUUACAUUAUCAGUUACUGUUCUGAUUUCUGUUAAACAUGUAAACUUACAGGCUAUGUACUUGUGAUUGCCUGGAGUUGGCCAAGCACUUCCUUUUGUCAUAUGAUAGUCAUGUUUGUUGUAUGUUCGAAGUCAUGUGUUGCUGUGUGCCUGGGAAUAAAAUGCGGCUUUCACUUCUCA
Molecule: messenger RNA, 1488 nt
Organism: Boleophthalmus pectinirostris (great blue-spotted mudskipper)
Lineage: Eukaryota; Metazoa; Chordata; Actinopteri; Gobiiformes; Gobiidae
Product: aldo-keto reductase family 1 member B1-like
Exons: 10
Coding region: 96-1046 (316 amino acids)
Cellular component (GO): cytosol
Molecular function (GO): aldose reductase (NADPH) activity
Source: RefSeq, a predicted model, not a curated record